Messenger RNA from Arabis nemorensis, 849 nucleotides. Lineage: Eukaryota; Viridiplantae; Streptophyta; Magnoliopsida; Brassicales; Brassicaceae. The record is from the annotation of a GenBank genome assembly.
AUGAGUAAGGUGGGUGAUGAGAGCGGUGCAGCUGACAUUUCCAUGGGGUUGGUAGUUGUUCCUGAAUGUGAGAUCUCUGCAGAGGGCUGGAGAGCAGUUAGCAACAUGAAUGACAUCACGGUUGGUGAAGAAAACAUUGAGAUUCCGAGGGUGAAUGAGAUCAACGACGAUAUUGCUUGGUUUCAGAAAGGGUUUGCGUAUACAGUAGAUGGCGUAUUGAAGGAGGACGUCGUGGAGGAGCGGAUCUCUGAGGCCCGCGAUCAACGGAAACAGGGCAUCUUAAGAGGAAAGCCAUUAAAAGAGCGUUGCAUCAAAUGUGGAUGCCCUACGAGAUGCGGUAAUCGAGAGUUUUUCACGCCAAAUGGGAAAGGUUGGGGCCUAAGGACUUUGGAGAGAUCGCCUGAAGGGGCAUUUGUUUGUGAGUACACUGGAGAGAUAGUGACGAUUCCCAAGUUAUACCAACGUAGCUUUGAAGAUAAACUCACUUCUCCUGUGAUACUGGAUGGGGUCCUCAAGAAUGUUUUGAGGAUAACAAAGCUCUGUGUCUUGACGGGACACGUCAUGGGAAUAUCUCACGGUUCCUUAACCACAGAUGUAAACUUGAUCGAGAUCCCAGUUCAUGUUGAGACUCCGGAUCAGCACUAUUAUCAUAUAACUGCAAAUCUUCUUCAGCUUGCAUUCUUCUUCACAACCAGAGACAUCGAGGCAAUGGAGGAACUCACAUGGGAUUACUACAAUGAUGAUUAUCGGAUGAAACCAUUUGAUUCUGCAGGAACGUUAAGCGAUGAAGGAGUGAGUAACCAGCACGAGAUUUUAGUAGCAUUUGCUGAUUCUCUUACAUUGGACUGA